AUGCGGUGCUCUGAGAAGCCAGGCAAGAAAGAGUUGAAUCACAAAAAUGGGGCUAAUGAAAUUACAUCAGCAAAUGCAUAUUUGGUAGCAAAGAAACUUUGGAAACAGGCACUCCCACCAUUUUUUCGCACAUGUGGCAUCAACUUCUUCUUCCAUUUUGUUGCUUUCUCGAUACUGUUAUUUAUGAUGUUUAAACACGGGUCAGACCCAAGUCCAGGGGGUGGGCAAACCACGGCCAACGGGCCUACUGCGAAGCAAUUUUAUGCGGCCCGUGAUGUCUUGUUCGCCAAAAAAGGUAAAAUUGUUCUCACUGCGGCCCUCACAGAAAAAGAUGGAAUGGAGCGGAGGAUGUAUGGAAUGAAAUAUUUUCCAUCUGUUGCUAGGUUAUUUGUCAUCAUAAGCCGCAGACUCAUUCCUGAAAGAGUUGCCAAUAAAAAAAUAGUCAUAAGGAGUAUUCAAAACUAUUUUCGUUAUCAGUUCGUUAUAAUCGUCAUUAUUGUUAGCAUUAACAUCGCGGUCAUCAUCAACGUCACAUCAUCAGUUGAACAUGGAAUGAUUUGUUGUGUCGUGAUUCAUAAAGAAGGCAUUCGGUCAGCGACGUUACGUUUUUCCUGA
Messenger RNA from Helobdella robusta, 615 nucleotides. RefSeq lists its product as hypothetical. NCBI's taxonomy places the organism in Eukaryota, Metazoa, Annelida, Clitellata, Rhynchobdellida, Glossiphoniidae. The coding region runs from base 1 to 615 and encodes 204 amino acids. The transcript is spliced from 7 exons. The record is from RefSeq and is a predicted model, not a curated record.